UCCUACAACUUUCGUAUUGAUUAUUUUCAGUGUGUUUUUUUUUUGGUAUGCAGACAGUCAAUUUUUGGUUGGGUUGGUUCUUUUCCUGCCAAUUCUCUGGCUUUGUGAUUGUUUUGGUGGUCUGCUGAGCUUAUUGUCCACAGUUGACGUUUGCUUUUCAUUGAUCUCUAGUUUGCUUUUUUGCUGGAUUCUGAGGAACCGUCUUUUCCAAUGGCCUUGAGCACCCAAAGAGCCUCUGCAUCUCUUUCGGCUGAAUCGGCUCCUCCUCGAUGGAAACAUGAUGUUUUUCAGAGUUUCAGGGGUGCAGACACUCGCAGGGGUUUUAUGUCUCAUUUAGACGACGAACUGCGGUACCGGCAAACAAUAAAAACUUUCAAGGACGACCGAGACCUUGAAAUAGGAGCAACUAUUUCUCCGGAGCUGUUGACCGCAAUCGAAGAAUCACAUCUUGCCAUCAUUGUUCUCUCCCCAAAUUACGCUUCUUCCACUUGGUGCUUGGAUGAACUCUCAAAGAUUCUUGAAUGCAUGGAAGACACCAAAAGAAUUCUGCCAAUCUUUUAUGACGUGGAUCCUUCCGAUGUACGAAACCAAAAGGGGAGAUUUGCGGAAGCCUUCACUAAGCAUGAAGAAAGGUUUAGUGAAGAAGCAGAGAAGGUGAAACGGUGGAGAGCUGCUUUAAGAAAAGUUGCCAAUCUCUCUGGCUUAGAUUCAAAGAAUUAUAAGUCGGAAGCAGAGCUUAUCAAAGAUAUUGUCAAAUGUGUGUGGAGGAAAGUGCAUCCAACAUUCAUGUUGUCAGGUUCUCCAGAAAAUUUAGUCGGAAUUGAUUUUGCACUUCAACAACUAUGUUUGCAAUUAGCUCCCGCAGAAAAUGAUGUUCGCUUUAUAGGGAUAUGGGGGAUGGGCGGGGUAGGCAAAACAACCCUUGCUAAGCUAGUUUUUGAGAAAAUUUCCCAUCAUUUUGAACUUAGUUCGUUUCUAUCUGAUGUGAGAGAGGUUUCUACAAAACAUGGUACACUAGUUGCUCUACAAAGACAACUUCUUUUCCCAAUCUUGAAGGAAGAAGUCCGAGUUUGGGAUGAAGAGUCUGGAAUAUUGUUCACUAAGAAAUGUUUAUGGAAUAAAAAGGUUCUUCUCAUCCUUGAUGAUGUGGAUCAAUUAAACCAGCUAGAAAAACUUGUUGGAGAGAAAAAUUGGUUUGGUUUGGGGAGUAGAAUUAUCAUCACAACUAGAAAUGAACGUCUACUAGUUCAACAUGAUAUAGCGAUACGAUAUAAGGUCAAUGUAUUAAACAAUGGACAAGCUCUUAAGCUCUUUAGUCGACAUGCCUUUAAGAAAAAUCAGCCUGCGGAAGGUUUUCUAAAACUGUCUCAGCGUAUCCUACAUUGUGCCAAAGGCCUUCCAUUAGCUCUUAAAACUUUGGGGUCUUUUUUGUAUACGAGGGAUCAAGAUGCAUGGAAUAGUGUGUUGCGUAAUGUAGAGAAAAUUCCUAAUCCAACAGUUUUUCAUUCACUCAAAGUAAGUUAUGAUGGACUAGAAGAGAUGGAGAAGAAAUUUUUUCUCCAUGUUGCAUGUUUCCAUAAAGGGAAGGAUAAAGAGAAAAUAGUUGAAAUACUAGACAGUAUCUGGGACAUUUCCAGUCUUAUUGGGAUGGAUAUUCUUAUUGAGAAAUCUCUCUUAACUAUUAAAAAAAAUCAUGUUCGUAGUGACAUUGUGGAGAUGCAUGAUUUGAUACAAGAAAUGGCAUGGGAAAUUGUUCGUCAAGAGUCUGUCGAUGAGCCUGGUAAACGCAGUUGUUUGUGGCAUCCCAACAACAUUUCUCCUGUAUUCAUGAACAAUACGGGAACACCCGCAAUUGAAGCCAUAGUCUUAUGUUUGCCGGAAUCAGAAGUGGUACACUGGAAUUGUAAUAAAGCCUUCUCUAAGAUGCCUGAAUUGAGGCAUCUUGAAUUUGAUAAUGUGAUCUUUUCUUCAGGCCCCAAAGUUCUUCCAAAUUCGUUAAGAAUUAUUCGUUGGAGCUGGUAUCUUUCCAAAUCACUCACACCAAAAUUUCACCCACGCUUCCUUGUUAAACUAGAGAUGCCUCAUAGCAAACUUGUCCGGCUUUGGGAUGGAGCAAAGGACUUCCCAAAGUUGAAAUAUAUUGAUCUUAGUUACUCUCAUAAAUUGGCCAGUACCCCAGAUUUCACACGCGUUCCUAUUCUUGAGGAAUUGAAUCUGAAAAGUUGUACGAAUUUAAUUGAGGUCCACGCGUCUAUUGCAGUUCUCAAAAGGUUGAAACGUUUGGACCUUAGUGACUGUAAAAGUAUCAAGAGUCUCCCAAGUAAAGUGGAAAUGGAUUCUCUUGAAUAUUUCAGUCUUUGUGGCUGCUCAAAAGUGAAAAAGCUUCCAGAAUUUGAGGGACAUAUGAAAAAUUCGUUCAAGCUCAUUUUAAAUGGUACUGCUGUUGAGCAAAUACCUUCAUCAAUCGAAGGUUUGGUUGGCCUUGCUGUAGAGGGUAUGAACAAUCGCAGAAGUCUCUCAGGUCAAAUAGUCUAUAUGCAAAGAUCCUCAAAAUUUGUCAAACUACCAGGGGAGAUGGAGUGUUUAGAGGAGCUUGAAUUAAGUGAAAGUGCUAUGAGAGAGCUGCUUCUUGUUAUGAUAAGUGACAAAUAUCUAUCCUUACAUCGAUCAUCAACUUCAAGGGAUGGCAGUGCAUGGUUUAGAAUUAGAAAGAGUCACCCUGAUCCUGCACCUGAACCUUUGGGUUUGGUGCUGUCUUCUAUGAAUGGUUUAUACUCUUUGACAAGUUUAGAUCUAAGGGAUUGUAAUAUUGGUGAAGGAGUCAUUCCUGAUUAUAUUGGCUGCUGCUUGUAUUCUUUAGAACGUUUAAUACUUAGUGGAAACAAUUUCGUUAGCCUUCCCGCGAGCAUUAGAUUCCUUUCUAAGCUUAGGUCUCUUGACUUGAGCUUGUGCGAAAGGCUUCAGCAAUUGCCAGAUCUUCCGUCAAGUGAAUACUUAUUCGUAGGUGUGGACGACUGUACUUCCUUAAAAAGGUUGUCAGAUCCAUCAAAGUUGAGCGAAGGAGCCAAUGUGUAUGAUUUUAUGUUUAGUUGUCUUAAUUGCUUCAGAUUGGAAGAAGAAGGCUGGAUUAAUAGAAUAUUUGCAAUCAUAAUGAGAUUGGCUCCUGACUCUUACCCUAAGGGAAUUGUAUGGCCUGGAAGUGAAAUUCCAGAGUGGUUCAGUAAUCAAAGUGUGGGAGAUUCAAUAACUGUGGAGUUGCUUCUACCCCCACCUCCACAAUCAUCAUGUAGCAGCGACUGGGCUGGGAUUGCUUUAUGUGUUGUUUUGGAAGAUUCUGAAUAUUUGCGAAAUCAAACCGCCCUUGUUGGAUAUGAUUAUUUCAAAAUUCAAUGUUUGCGGGAUCCGUUGGCGACUUUUAGAGUCGGGCAUCUUAGGUCACAACACCUUUGUGUUUUUUAUUUGCCUCGCCAUCAUCGCAGCCUCAGGAAGGCCUUGAGCAGUCAUCUGUUUUCAUUCGAAGUACAUUAUUGUGCAAACAAAUCUUCCAACAGACUCAAAACAAGCUCGAAUGUAAAGGAAUGUGGGGCCCGUUUGCUGUACGAGAGAGAUUUGGAAGAAUUCAGCGGAAUACAAAAAAUCCCAAAGCCCAAUUGGAAAUCAUCACUUUAUGCAGCACUUUAUGCAGACAGGCCCAAUUGGUGGUAGUGGACUGUAGACUGGGAUUUUGAGCCAAUCAGCAAAAGAUUCAACAAAGUCUAAAUUAUUUUGUGCUUGGUUCAAUCAUUCAAUGAUGUCAGUCCGCAGAAUUCAUCUCAUUCUCUGGAAAAGAAUUGGCAAAGCCAGAGUUGAAGUACUGGGAAUACUAUCCAAGUUCUGUGUAGCUGGUUGCUGUGUGAACUCUGAUCACUUCUGAGGAGACCAACGACAUUGUCGAUUUUGAAGUCAUUGAUGCGUUGGGUCCAAGGGGUGUUCUCAUUAGCAUUGGAAGAGGCCUUCAUGUUGAUGAACCUGAGUGUGUGCACUGUGCAUUGCUGGAUGGUUUCUGCUGAAAUGUUGGGGAAAAAACUGUGCAUGCUUUGACGAUGGCAUUCAACAAGUUUCAAAUCGAGCGUAAGAUUCACCCAAAAGAGAUGCAAAGUUGUUGUAUAUGUCCGUAACCAUGAGUUGGUCAAUUCAGUUAAUGAUGAGGAAAAGCAAGCAAUGUAUUGAUGGUGGCUACUAUUUAAAUUGCUGUGUCAGGUUUUAUUGUUUUCAGAAUGAACAGAUAAUGUACAAAUGCUUGAGACUAUGACAAUCAUGAUAUCUGAAAACAGAUAAGUAAACUGCCUAAA
This is a messenger RNA of Prunus avium (sweet cherry), 4331 nucleotides long. The record is from RefSeq and is a predicted model, not a curated record. NCBI's taxonomy places the organism in Eukaryota, Viridiplantae, Streptophyta, Magnoliopsida, Rosales, Rosaceae.